AUGUGGCCUUGCCUUGCCACGGAGUGGCUAUUUGGAAUGGCACAAAGAGGAUCUAGAGAGGCUAAUGUUGAUAUGUCAUAUUUGCACCCACUUUAUCAAUUCCCUCAAGACAUGCCACAAGAGAUUUUGGAAAGGUUUAACAAUCGCUUGGAAUGGUUACAUUCAAGAAAUAUCGUGAUUGCUCCUACUAUUGAUUGGGAUUGGUUGGAUCACCGAGGAAUAAUGGAUCAAGUGAAUCCUUACUUGAAUAAAUUUUUUGAGGGUGAUGGAAUGUCAUUCGUUUGUAAUGGGUGGAGGAACAUUUUUGGAAUUCAAGAAGUGGUUCGCUACAGUUAA
Lactuca virosa is the source of this 336-nucleotide messenger RNA. NCBI's taxonomy places the organism in Eukaryota, Viridiplantae, Streptophyta, Magnoliopsida, Asterales, Asteraceae. The record is from the annotation of a GenBank genome assembly.